Argentina anserina (silverweed cinquefoil) is the source of this 771-nucleotide messenger RNA. Its product is annotated as UPF0047 protein C4A8.02c. The record is from RefSeq and is a predicted model, not a curated record. The coding region runs from base 33 to 584 and encodes 183 amino acids. Lineage: Eukaryota; Viridiplantae; Streptophyta; Magnoliopsida; Rosales; Rosaceae. The transcript is spliced from 7 exons.
UUUGGGCUUUCUUAAAACACCUUGGUCCGCAAAUGCAAAGCUCAGUCUCAUUCCUCUCUGCGGCGAAGCCCCUCAAGCUUUCCUCUCCGCUUCCCAUCAACUCCUCCCUGGUCACCGCCCCAACCACCGACCCCAAUUCAAUGGCAGCUUCCGGUCCCAAGUGGGCCCAGAAGACCAUCACCCUUCCACCCCAGAGAAGAGGCUGCCAUCUCAUCACCCCUAAGAUAAUGAAGGAAAUCGGUCAGGACUUGUCUGGAUUCAACUGUGGACUUGCUCAUCUCUUCUUGCAACACACAAGUGCUUCUCUUACUAUCAAUGAGAACUAUGACUCUGAUGUUCGUACUGAUACGGAGACAUUCCUCAAUAAGAUAGUUCCCGAGGGGCAUUCUGCACCGUGGAGACAUACUCUUGAAGGCCCAGAUGACAUGCCAGCACACAUCAAAUCAUCAAUGUUUGGCUGCCAACUCUCGAUUCCAAUCACAAAUGGGAAGCUGAACAUGGGAACCUGGCAGGGAAUAUGGUUAUGCGAGCACCGUGAUGAACCCACUGCUCGGAAAGUUGUGGUCACCCUUAAUGGAAUAUGAGAUCCUGCAAUUUGGAAGUUCAUGGUUUCAUUCAUCCAGUUUGCCAAUGAAGUUGUACUUAAGCAUCUUCUCUGUUAAUCAGAUGUUAACGUCCUAUUACUGAAUAUCUGGUAUUACUAAUACCUGGGUACAUAUUGAAAACUCUUUGUGACGCAGACUUCAGAAAUGUAAGCACCAUAGAAUGCGA